UGUUUCUUUUUCUGUUUCUGGAUCAUUAUAGAAAAAAUCCAAGAUGACUUCUUCUCGCAAAAUGCAUCUGAAGAGUUUACUGCUCUCUCUUGCUAAAGCUGCACUUGAGAAGGAAGAAGCAGAUCGGAUAGCAGAGAAGGAGAGGUAUAUGGAAGAACAUUGUGGACAUCUGCAGACCGGUGGGCUUUCAAUGACCGAGUUACAGGAAUUGUGCAAGAAACUUCAUGCAAAGAUAGAUGUUGUUGAUGAGGAGAGAUAUGACAUAGAAUCUAGAGUUAAUAAGAGCACCAAAGAGAUUGAUGAUCUGAACUUGAAAGUCUUUGACCUGAAAGGCAAAUUCAAGAGGCCACCACUCAAGAGAGUCCGUAUGUCUGCUGAUGCCAUGUUACGUGCUCUGCUGGGCUCCAAACACAAGGUGUCCAUGGACUUGAGAGCUAACCUGAAACAGGUGAAGAAGGAGGACACUGAGAAGGAGAAGGAUCUGCGUGAUGUUGGAGACUGGCGUAAAAACAUUGAAGAGAAGGCUGGAAUGGAAGGCAGAAAGAAGAUGUUUGAGGGCGCUGAAUAAAAUUGUCACCAUGUAACCAAAUACUGUAUUGCAUUUAGUGUUUGUAAUAAAAUAUAUGUAGGUCAA
Molecule: messenger RNA, 634 nt
Organism: Hemiscyllium ocellatum (epaulette shark)
Lineage: Eukaryota; Metazoa; Chordata; Chondrichthyes; Orectolobiformes; Hemiscylliidae
Product: troponin I, fast skeletal muscle-like
Exons: 5
Coding region: 44-568 (174 amino acids)
Biological process (GO): muscle contraction
Cellular component (GO): troponin complex
Source: RefSeq, a predicted model, not a curated record